UCGAGUACAUGAUCCUGGCCACCAUCAUUGCCAACUGCAUCGUCCUGGCCCUGGAGCAGCACCUCCCAGAUGACGACAAGACACCCAUGUCUGAGCGGCUGGAUGACACAGAACCAUACUUCAUCGGAAUCUUCUGUUUCGAGGCUGGAAUUAAGAUCGUGGCUCUCGGCUUUGCCUUCCACAAAGGCUCCUACCUGAGAAACGGCUGGAACGUCAUGGACUUUGUCGUGGUGCUAACAGGCAUCUUGGCCACCGUCGGGACGGAGUUUGACCUACGGACACUGAGGGCGGUUCGUGUGCUGCGGCCACUCAAGCUGGUGUCUGGAAUCCCAAGUUUACAAGUCGUCCUGAAGUCAAUCAUGAAGGCGAUGAUCCCUCUGCUGCAGAUCGGCCUACUCCUGUUUUUUGCAAUCCUUAUUUUUGCAAUCAUAGGGUUAGAAUUUUAUAUGGGAAAAUUUCAUACCACCUGCUUUGAAGAGGGGACAGACGACAUCCAGAGUGAGUCGCCAGCUCCGUGUGGGACAGAGGAGCCCGCCCGCACCUGCCCCAACGGGACCAAAUGUCAGCCGUACUGGGAAGGGCCCAACAACGGCAUCACUCAGUUCGACAACAUCCUGUUCGCUGUGCUCACUGUUUUCCAGUGCAUCACCAUGGAAGGCUGGACUGAUCUCCUCUACAAUGUAAGCGCUGCUGGAGCAAACAGGCGGCAUGGGGAGGGGAGCCCUGAGUUGAGCUCAACACCCUCUCUGGCAGCGUGAGUCCAGGCCUUUAGAAAUUCCUGAGCCGUGGAAAUCUAGAUAAUAUGGAGAGUACUUAAUGGCGCCUUGGCCAGCGGGUGUUAAAUAUGCUUUCUGUGUGUAAGCCUGAACUCAGCAUGAGUGGGACCUUCCUGCCUGGGCAAUGCCAUCCAGCGCCGGGCAUCCCUUCCCUUGACAUAUGGAGUACAUGGGACCCAGGGGGUGACUGUGAGGAAGUUGGUGUCCAUGCUAAAUUACCUGGAAUCCCAAAUUCUCAAUCUAAACCCAAAUCCAUGCAUUUCUAUGAGAUCCUUCCAUGUGUGUUAAAGUCUCCCCUUUCUCCAGUAGGCAGUCACCAGCACAAAUGUGGCUGGAACGUGGGCACACACACAGUGGACUUUCCAC
This is a messenger RNA of Myodes glareolus (Bank vole), 1142 nucleotides long. The record is from RefSeq and is a predicted model, not a curated record. Lineage: Eukaryota; Metazoa; Chordata; Mammalia; Rodentia; Cricetidae.